GUGUCAAAGUAUAUUAAAAUUGAAACUUCCGUGUUCAGUUGACAAACGUCCUGUUUAGUUAUGGCCAGAUUACGAUCGUCGAUAACUCAAAUUUGAAUUCGAAUCCUAGGUUUUUUAGCGAGUGGAUGAUGUCAGAUAUCAGUCAGUUUUGUUAUCUGUUAAUGUUCGCAAUUAUCUUUGUCCUUUCUAUAAAAGAGACAAAUGGAUUUUUUAUCAAACAUGUUCAAUCAGUGUACAAAUGAUACGGGGAUGACGCUUUUUAGGAAUUUUUAUGGUAUUGGUUACUAUCUGAACCUUACUAAGAACUGUUUUGACUCAACAACUCAGUUUAAAUUUCAUCAAUCUGGCUCCAUAUUAACACCAAAUACAGAAGGUUGCUUUGUAGGAGAAAAAAACAAAAAAGAUUUGUUUGUGAUAUACGAAAACAAAGGUGACAUUGCUGCUGCAUGCAAUGAAGCAAACGCCUUAACCCAAAUUUUUCUAGGUGGAAUAUUUACUUCCGACUUUAAUAAAUGUGUAGUACCUCCUGGAUAUAUUAAACGUCAUGUCUACAUGGGAAUAGCCAAAUGUAAUGAUGAAGAAGAUCAGCGAUUUCAUUUUGGUUCAGUGGUAUGUGCGGGACAAAAGAUAGCGAACGCUAGUUGUUCUAAUAAUCAAUAUAUGGUAGUAAAAAAGGCUGAAUAUCGUGGAUUGAGUAAAGGAAGCUCUUGUGGCUCGAGUUAUAAUUUUAGUUGUAGUGUUGAUGUGACAUGUGACCUUAAAAAUUAUUGUGAUGGUGAAAGGGAAUGUAAUAUAACUGUUGAUGAUAAUCAUUUUCCUUCGAAUAUUUGUCCUGGUUUGGAGAAAUAUCUUUACUUUGAAUAUCAAUGUAACGACACAAGUAUGCCACACAGAGAGAUUUGUAAUUUUCAUGAUGUAAGUCUGUCUCAGUCGAAUCUACCCAACGAAGGUCUCGUGGAUGUUUUUACCAAGUAUAGAAACUUCACCAUCUGCAACAAUGGUCUUUUACGUAAAGAAAAGACACUUGUUUGUGAGCACUUCGGAUAUCCUACCGCAGCAUCUUUGGAAGGCUCAAGGUCGUUAUCGUCUUCUUUUAUACCUGGAAAUGUCAAAUGUGAUGCGCAAGUGUUCAAUUUAUCUCAAUGUGCUAUCACUCAAAAUAAUGAUUGUUCUCAAUACUCGUACGUAACAUGUCAUAUUUGUGACAGGCCUUUAUUAAAUAACACGCAUAGUUUUCCAGACUCCUCAUUUACUGCCUCGGCUUUAACAGAAGGUCAUAGUGCUGCUAAUGCAAGAAUAUCAAGUGGCAGUUCUUGGUGUGCUCCUGCUGAUGAUGGCAAUCAUUAUCUACAACUGAACUUUGAAAAACUUUAUGCCAUAAACACAAUCGCGAUCUUUGGAGACAAUAUAAGCCCAAGUUGGGUAGCUAGCUAUUACGUGAACACUACAUCUGAUUUAAAAAAUUGGAAAUCAGUUUUUCGCACGAAUUUACAGCUUUUCGAAGGCAACAAAAACGCUUACAAUGACGCUGCUAUAUCAAGCAUCACAGGGGGUAUUAGAACGAAAGCUUUACGGCUUAUUCCGGUGAAUUACCAUGGUCGACCAUGCUUACGAACAGAAGUUUGUGGUGGAGAAUUGCUUCCAGGCCAACCGACCCAUCUCAGAGUCACUUCCACCACGUCAAGAAAUGCUAAAGUAUCCUGGAUGGCACCCAAAAACGUUGCUGUGACACCUGGUACUGGUGUUAAAAAUCCUCUGACAAACUUCAGGCUGGUUCUAAAGAAAAAAAUGAAGGUCAUUUCAAACAAAACUGAGCCAUCUAACGUUGCUAAGCCUUACAUGUUCCGCCAUCUUAUUCCUAACACAAUUUACAUGGUAGAUGUAGCCGCUGGAAACUCUGAAGGCUUUGGAGAACCAGCAAUUUUAUCUUUCCAAACAAACGAGGAUGUACCUGAUGGUCCUCCUUUGAACGUCACAAUCUACGUCAUAGGCGAUACAUCGUUGUUAAUCACGUAUUUCUUUGUCGUUGCUAUGGAAGAUGACGGACAACGUCUCCCAUCGACUUCUGAAUUGAAAAUGGAAAACUUUGUAAGGGUGCUUCCUAUUCAACUGAUUGGAGUGCUGUGGGAAGAACAACUUCAGAACAAAUCUCAAAUCCAUCUCCAACCAUAG
Xenia sp. Carnegie-2017 is the source of this 2172-nucleotide messenger RNA. RefSeq lists its product as uncharacterized. Bases 202 to 2172 code for a protein of 656 amino acids. Lineage: Eukaryota; Metazoa; Cnidaria; Anthozoa; Malacalcyonacea; Xeniidae. Gene Ontology annotation, cellular component: membrane. The record is from RefSeq and is a predicted model, not a curated record. Gene Ontology annotation, molecular function: protein binding; carbohydrate binding. The transcript has 10 exons.